Messenger RNA from Lycium ferocissimum, 1521 nucleotides. RefSeq names its product B2 protein-like. Gene Ontology annotation, biological process: response to endoplasmic reticulum stress. The transcript has 6 exons. The record is from RefSeq and is a predicted model, not a curated record. The coding region runs from base 158 to 1042 and encodes 294 amino acids. NCBI's taxonomy places the organism in Eukaryota, Viridiplantae, Streptophyta, Magnoliopsida, Solanales, Solanaceae.
GGAAAAAGCUGGUAACAGCUACUCCUCUGUCGCAUCUUCCAGAGUUUCGCAACUCAGCAGAUAAAGGUGAGUCUCUCUCUCUCUUCAGAUUUGGAUCCCAAAAUCUAGGGCUAUUCUCAAUUGUGCUGAUCUGCUAAUUAAGCCCUCAAGUACGGGCAUGGAUAGUCUUCACAGCUAUUGGCAGUUUGGCGAUGAGCUUCGAGGACAAUCAAAAGUCUCGGAGGAUCAUAAAUGGUCAACGGCUGCUAUGAAAUUGGCUGAGCAGAUAAGGUCCAAGGGUGAACGGAGGAAUAACCUAGACUUUUCAAAGGGCUCAGCUGAAAUUAGGCCCAGGGACAACAUAGGGUUUCAGGAAGACAACAAAUGGGAAAGCCUCAACUUCUACAUGUUGAAUUUGGACAACAAGAUGAAUGAGAAUGUGUCGAAGAGCUCCAUGGCUAGUGGCAUGUACAAUAUGAAUUCGGCACAUCUUAAACUCAACGUCAACAGCUUGGGAAAUGUGUCUUUAAGCAAGUUAAACAUUGGGAACCACACCAAGGAAAGCAACAACAACAGUGAGAGCACCAAUGGGAACAAUGCUGCUGACAAAAGGUUUAAGACUUUGCCUGCUGCCGAGACGUUGCCCAGGAAUGAAGUUCUUGGUGGAUAUAUAUUUGUUUGCAACAAUGACACUAUGCAGGAAGACUUGAAGCGCCAGCUGUUUGGUCUCCCUCCAAGGUACAGAGAUUCUGUAAGGGCAAUAACACCAGGCUUACCGUUAUUCCUCUAUAAUUACACUACUCACCAGUUACACGGUAUCUUUGAGGCAGCAAGCUUUGGAGGUUCUAACAUUGAUCCAACAGCUUGGGAAGAUAAAAAGUGCAAAGGAGAAUCACGGUUUCCUGCUCAGGUGAGGACCCGUGUCAGGCAAAUCUGUAAGCCUUUGGAGGAAGAUGCUUUUAGGCCAGUUUUGCAUCACUAUGAUGGUCCCAAGUUCCGUCUUGAGCUCUCCAUACCUGAGACUUUGGACUUGCUAGAUCUCUGCGAAAAAGCUGGUGUCUAGGAUGAAGUAAUGGACUAAUUGGGCAUAAACAAAUCGUAGCAGUGUAUGUGAAUGUUAUAGGUUGUGUUGUGCUUGUCAGUGGUGUGCUUUCCGCAGAUUUUCCAAAGCGCAAGCUUCGAUGGUAAGUCUGAAGGGACUUAGUCGUAGGAUUGGCUUGUGUAGCCAAAUAAGUGUAAUGGUUCUCUGCGGAGAUGUUUGCAAAGUAGGUCCAUGAUGCAGCUUGUAAUCUUGUAGCAAGCUUGGGAAGUAAUAUAUUGUGUAUUGAGUGAAGAUCGUAUGUAUUUUCUAUUUCUCCGUGGAACGCUGCUUAAUCCAAUUUGUGCAAUGGGUGCAGUGAAUUCUACAAGUGUGUUUCUUUCCUUCAAUGGGGGCUUAUGUUGCCAAAUAAGUGUAAUGGUUCCCUGCUCAUGAUCCAUAAACGGUGUAGCAGAAUUUUGCUAAUGACUUGCAACAAUCAGUAACAGAUGUUUACAGGGUUA